Molecule: messenger RNA, 984 nt
Organism: Rosa chinensis
Lineage: Eukaryota; Viridiplantae; Streptophyta; Magnoliopsida; Rosales; Rosaceae
Product: G-type lectin S-receptor-like serine/threonine-protein kinase At4g27290
Exons: 1
Coding region: 1-984 (327 amino acids)
Biological process (GO): recognition of pollen
Source: RefSeq, a predicted model, not a curated record
AUGAACAACACCAUUUGGUCUUCCAAUUCUUCCAGAGUCCCAGAAAAUCCACUUGCACAGCUUUUGGAGACUGGAAAUUUUGUUGUUAGAGACAGUGCUAUGACAGGUUCUGAAAGCUAUGUGUGGCAAAGUUUUGAUUUCCCAUCAGACACAAUAUUGUUAGCGGGGAUGAAGCUGGGAUGGAACUUCAAAAGGGGCCUCAACCAAUAUAUGACUUCAUGGAAAAAUGCCACUGAUCCAUCUCUUGGGGCAUAUACCUAUGGGAUGGAUAAUGAUGUGUUGCCUCAGUUUGUUUUUGCAGAAGGGUCUAGCAAAAGGUUCCAUACUGGACCUUGGAAUGGUCUUCGAUUCCCUGGCUCUUAUGUUUCGAACAAUACUAACACAGUUAUAAAGCCAACUUUUGUGUACAAUACCAAUGAGAUAUAUUACACGUUUGAGGCUGCUGAAAGCUCUAUUACUACAAGACUACAGUUGUCUGAAUUGGGUGUGAUGCAGCGACUAGUGCUGAAUAAGGGAAGCACAGAAUGGGCCCUUAUGUAUAUUUUUCUGGAUGAUCAGUGUAAAAAUUAUGGGGAGUAUGGAGCAAAUGGCAUUUGCAGAAUUAACAAGGUACCAAUUUGCGAUUGCUUGCAGGGGUUUGUUCCUAAAUCACCGAAAAAGUGGGUGGUGCUUAAUAGGACAGGUGGUUGCAAAAGGGAGACGACACUAGAUUGCCAAAAGGGAGAAGGGUUUCUAAAACUGCAAAAUGUGAAACCGCCAGACCUGCUGGAUAUUUUGGUGAACAAGAGCAUGAGCACGGAGGAAUGUGAGGCAAAUUGCUUGAAGAAUUGUUCCUGCAUAGCUUAUUCGAAUUCAGAUAUUCGGAGUGGAGGCAGUGGUUGUGUUAUGUGGUUUGGAAAUCUGAGUGAUAUGCGGGAGUUUGUUGAGGAUCUUGGUAAGCAAGAUAUCUUUAUUCAGAUGCCAGCUUCUGAACUAGGCAAGUGA